Messenger RNA from Didymodactylos carnosus, 1764 nucleotides. The record is from the annotation of a GenBank genome assembly. NCBI's taxonomy places the organism in Eukaryota, Metazoa, Rotifera, Eurotatoria, Philodinida, Philodinidae.
AUGCCGUUUAAUAAGCGCACGGUUGAACCGAUAAAUUUAUGUCAAGUCCAAUUGCCUAAAGGUAUUCAAAACGAAUUAGAAUGUGUGGCAAAUUUAACAUUAGCCAAUAUUAUUCGGCAAUUGAGUUCAUUAAGUUCAUUGGCACAAGAUAUGUUUGAUGAAUUAACUACAGAUGCUAUUCAUAUCUUUCAACGAACGGAAGCAUUACAUGGAAGAAUAGAAAGACUUAAAAUCAAAGUUACACAACUUGAUUCGAAUGUUGAAGAAGUCACAAUUGAAGAUGUGAAUAAUCGAAAACCAUUUGUCAGUGUAACACGAAUUGAUCAACAAAUUGUAAACCGAUCAACAAUGCCGAAAUCGCUGAGAAUGUUAUACGACAAAGCUGAACCAGCUCCAGCAUUACAUCUACUUAAUCCUUUUAGAGAUGAUGGUCGAGAUUGCAUGAAAUUUUAUACUGAUCCAUCGUUUUUUUUUAAUUUGUGGAUGCAGUCAAUGAUGCAAUUUCCGCAAAAUACUCGACCACAAAGACAAGAACGUUUCCGAUCUCCGAAAGCCAUAAACAAACAACAACAGCCUUCCCUUAAUGAUACAAUUUACAUUAGUUCCUCGAGUUAUCUUCGUUCACCGGACGAGCAGUCUUCGUACCAUAGUCCUCAUGAAUUAGGUUUGCAUGUACUACCUAAUAAGGAUUUCGAACAAAUAGCACGUGCGACAGUUCAAGCACAAUAUCAGCAGCAGCAACAAUCAAUUUAUUCUGCUUCACCUUCAAAUAAUCGUAUGUUAUCAAUAAUGAAACAUAGUAAUCAAUUUAAUCCAAAUGAAUUUUAUGAGGAUUCACGUAGUCCAAAACUUAAUGGUGUCUAUCGUGAUCGUCAACAACAACAAGUAAUCAUGAUGAACGGCAAUAGUAAUAAUAAUUCUUAUUAUUCUACAAAAUCACCUGUUAUACAAGCCGUAGUUCGUCAACAAUCGCCGCAAUUUGAUGUACACCAGUCACCUUAUCUAAUGGAUUCAUCUAUGCAACAACCACCAGUUAUGCGAGCACCACCUGCAAUCCCUCAACAACAUCCAGUUCAUAAACAAAUGACGGCUAUGCCAUUUUCGAGACCAUCCAUGAUUAGCCGCCCAAGCUGUAGUCCUCCACCCCCGCCUCCUCCUCCACCACCAAUUGAGCAAAUAGACACGUCUAUUUUGGGUGCAAUAUCAGAGACCGAUAAUCUUCCACCUCCACCCGACGAUUUUAUUCAUCAUCAUCAACAAGAUGAUACUCAAAAUUUUGAUAAAAAACGAUUGCAGAUGGAAGAACAAUACAUGCCACCAAAAUCUCCUCAAGGGUCAUCGCUACCUGUGCCACCGGCUCCUCCCUUUCCAUCCGUUUUACAUGGUUUGGUUGUGAAUGUAUCAGGACGUCCUAAUCCAAAUACCAGCCAACAGCAACAAAAAACAACUGACAAUGUUCAAGCGUUAACAACACAGUUUGAUGAAAUUUCAAUUGCAUCUGAAAGUUCAGUAGGCAUCCAAGAUCCCCGACCAGUUGUUAUGAGAGAUUUGCAUUCAGAUUUAUUGGAAGCAAUUAAAAAUGGUAUUCAUUUACGUAAAACAGAAGUUCGUAAACGUAAAGAAGAGGAAAAGAAAAAAGAAACAUCUGGUCUCGAUGUACAAUCCAUAAUGGAAAUGGCGGCAAAAUUUCGUCGAGAUAAAAUUCGUCCACAAUCUGACUCGGAAAAUGAAGAUGAUUCAACACAUUGGGAUUCGGAGGGAUAA